CAAACGUUCUUUUGGUCAACGAAACAAUCCACCAGUAGUCUAUUAAGUACCACACAAAUUCUAGUUGAAUUUGUGGAUUUUAGGGUGUUCAAAGGGAACACCGGAGAUGUCAGGGAAACGAGAACGAUCUAGCCCUGAGGAUAACGGCAAAAACAGGGAGUCAUCAUCUUUCUUUGGCCCGAGGUUCAUCGCGAUUACCGGUAUCCUAACCGUCUUGCUUGUCAUUGGCGUCGUUCAUGUAGCAACAAGUGAAAACAAGAAGACGUAUUUUGACGAGCUAUUAAGCACAGGAGGUGCUAUCCGUUCCGCUCGUUUUGCAAGAAACUAUGAUGAGAAUAGAGACAUUAAAGGUGGCGUGUGCCACACCAAGGAUUGCUAUAGUGUAGCUAGACAUAUCAAUGAUUCUAUUGACUUUUCCGUUAGUCCUUGUACCGAUUUUUAUCAAUUUGUAUGCGGUGGUUGGAUGCAGAAGAAUCCUAUUCCACGGAGUUCAUCAACUUAUUCGACUUUUACCAAGCUGAACACUAAGGUAGAGAAAUCCCUUAGGGGUAUUCUAGAAGAAGGUAUCUCAGCAAUUCCAGGCGCCAGCAAAAAGCUCAUGCGCAUGCCCAGUGAUGUGUACGAGUCGUGUAUGGACCUGGGUACGAUUGACAAGUUGGGCGAUCAGCCAAUCAGGGACAUGAUUAAGGAGAUCGGAUCGUGGAGCUUGGAAAAAGGCUGGGUCGAGAAGGACUGGGACCUAAGCGAGACGUUGCUGUAUAUUCAUAAGAAGUAUACCUCUGCGGGGGGUCCUUUGUUCUCGGUUCACGUCAGCGAUGAUCCGAUCAAAAACACCAGGCAUAUUAUCGAGAUUGACCAAGCAGGGCCAAGCUUGUCGAGAGAAGUGUACACAGAUAGCCCUAAGAUUAUCAAGGCCUACAAAAAGUACAUCAUAGACGUGGGAACGCUACUGAGAGGAAAAGAGGCCAUGGAGAAAUAUGCCCAGGAGAUUAUCGACCUCGAGACCAAACUAGCUAACAUAAGCGUCCCAGAUGCAGACAAAACCGAGACUUGGUUCAACAGAAUGACAAUCAAAGAUCUAAUGAAAGAAGCUCCGGGGUAUGAUUGGCUGGACCAUCUGAAUAAAAUGUUUGCGCCAGAAAAGAUCAAGGAUUCUGAGCAGAUAAUUGUCCCUGCCCUGCCUUACCUCAAGAAGAUGAUCAAGUUAAUAGAAAAUACGCCUAAAAGAGUUCUGUCUAACUAUGUCGUUUGGAACGUGAUCCAAGACGAGGUCUCAUUCCUAUCCAAACCGUACCGUGAUGUGCGCCUGCGAUACAGAGAAAGGGUACUGGGCAGCAAAGGUCACAAGAAGCGCUGGAAGACAUGCGUGAUGUACACCAAUGAGCUAGUGGGAGACGUGCUGGGGGCGGCGUACAUACAGCAUCAUUUUGAUCAGCACAGCAAGAAUAUCGCACGAGAUAUGAUCAAAGAAGUGCGACAAGCAUUCAAAGACAACGUAAAUUCCAUCCCGUGGAUGGACAAAACCACCAAGAUAGCUGUAUCCGAAAAGGCCGACUCCAUGAAAGACGAAGUCGGAUAUCCAGCAUAUCUGAAGGGCGGCAAAAAGUUCAUAAAGAGAUUCAAAAAGUACAAGGGUGUUACCAUGAAGAACAACGCUCUGUUUGCCAACAGGAUUGCUAUUCUCAAGAUGGCACACAAAAGGAUGCUAAAGAAGUUGCGAAAACCCGUCGAUAAAGAGGAAUGGCCAAUGGAUCCUCAAACCAUCAACGCUAUGUACAGCUUCAACGAAAACGAGAUGAUCAUUCCAGCGGCCAUCCUACAGCCUCCGUUCUUCUACCCAAAAGGAAGUCCAAGCUCUCUCAGUUUUGGCGCCAUUGGGUCCAUCCUUGGUCACGAGAUGACCCACGGAUUCGACAACACAGGUCGCAAAUUCAACAAGAAUGGCGAGCUCACGACAUCCAAUUGGUGGUCUGACGGAUCGCUUAAGGGGUUCGACGAGAAAGCCAAGUGCAUCGAGAAUCAGUAUUCACAGUACAAGGUUGACGGGAAAUACCCGCUCAAUGGAAAACUAACUUUAGGAGAAAACAUAGCCGACAACGGUGGCUUCAAGUCAUCGUAUAGGGCAUACCAUAACUGGUUGAAAAAGAAGGGUGAUGAGACGUGGAGCUUGCCCGGAUUAAACUUGACAAGCGAACAACUGUUCUACGUUGGCUUUGGUCAGGCAUAUUGCAGCAACAGUAGAUCCACCGAGCAAUACCUGGCAACUCUCAGCGACAGGCAUUCAGAGGAGAAAUUCAGGGUUAUAGGGACGUUAUCCAACUCGUACGAGUUUUCCAAGGCGUUCGGUUGCCGACCAGAGGCUCCAAUGAACCCCGUCACUAAAUGCUCAGUUUGGAGCAACGAUGGACUCUUGGAUCUCGGACAUUGAUAAUCGCGCAUGUGAUGAUCACGUGGAUGACUUCCGUCCCUGCUCAUGACCAAAUGACCUUCACUCUUGAUGGAGCACUGGGGACGAAUAUGAUCACAUGACCACGAACGCCCUUGUCAUCCUCACAUUCAAGGGUCCACCCCUCUCAUUUCUGCGGGCAAGAAGUCGCAACAUCCCAUAACUUACUUUUUUGAUCUUGUUAGAAAAUGAGCUAAUGAUCAAUGGAAAAAAUGAUUUGAGCUUCUCCUUUUGAUCGGGUUUCUUUUGUGUUCUCUAACCACGUACUCGUGGUACUUGCGUAUAGCAAACUUGUAUAUCACAUUCAUGCUAUGAUAGCAUAUAUUCUUUGCAUAUAGCAAACCAGUAUGUCACAAUUUCUACGCUAUAAUAGUGUAUUUUUUUUGCAUUUAGCAAACUAGUAUGCCACUUUGAAAGUGUCAGAUUUGUACGUGGAUUUUAUCAUGCACCAUAAAAAUAAAAUCUUGAACUUACUGAA
Molecule: messenger RNA, 2924 nt
Organism: Nematostella vectensis (starlet sea anemone)
Lineage: Eukaryota; Metazoa; Cnidaria; Anthozoa; Actiniaria; Edwardsiidae
Product: endothelin-converting enzyme 2
Exons: 16
Coding region: 107-2428 (773 amino acids)
Biological process (GO): protein processing
Cellular component (GO): plasma membrane
Molecular function (GO): metalloendopeptidase activity
Source: RefSeq, a predicted model, not a curated record